Camelus dromedarius (Arabian camel) is the source of this 2707-nucleotide messenger RNA. RefSeq names its product NIM1 serine/threonine protein kinase (gene NIM1K). Gene Ontology annotation, cellular component: cytoplasm. The record is from RefSeq and is a predicted model, not a curated record. Gene Ontology annotation, biological process: protein phosphorylation; intracellular signal transduction; microtubule cytoskeleton organization. NCBI's taxonomy places the organism in Eukaryota, Metazoa, Chordata, Mammalia, Artiodactyla, Camelidae. Bases 1281 to 2591 code for a protein of 436 amino acids. Gene Ontology annotation, molecular function: ATP binding; protein serine/threonine kinase activity; tau-protein kinase activity. The transcript is spliced from 5 exons.
CCUUAGCUUGGUUUUUAAGUUCCCAAAUUUUGUUUUAGAUAUUCAUUCCUUCUGUCAGGCUGGCUGGUGGACUGACAGUGGAAGGAGACAAAUUAAAGAAAUUUGGUUCUAGUCUUGUCCCUGCCACUAACUAGAGAGUCUCUCUGGAUCUGUUUCUCAGAUGCAAAAUGAGAGAUUCAGUAAUCCUGUGAGCACCUUCACUUUGUGCUCCUGGAAGUCUGUAUGUGUGCUCGGGGUAUUGAGGGGACCCCUGAAACAGCCAUUCUGCUUGCAGCCUCAGGGAUGUGUGAAGAAUGUCACAGAGGAAAGCUGAGAGACCACCAGGUGCCUGAAUGUCCAGCCGGGCCACUUGCCACUUGUCCUGGGGGAGCGGGAAGGCAUUUCCUGAAUAGCGUGGAAGAGCAAUGUGAGGAAGGAUGCGCCAGCCACGAAGGUCCUCUGUGCAGACGCCUGUGCCCAGCAGUUCUUGGAGCAGCAAAGACAUCUGGACACACGGGAGGGCCUCCCCCUCCUCUCCUCUUUAGAGAGCGGUGAAUUUUGCUUUUCCGAGCCAGGAUGAAUCAGCACCCACCAAAUUUUUGAGACAGCUCACGGCUUAGAGGAAGGCUCAUCUAAAUAAAGGCCGGCUAACGUGGCAUUGCAGGGAUUUAAUCCGUCUCUGGCUGCCCGUGUGACCAGAAGGCUGAUUUGCAAGUUUCUUCUUUCCUGGGGUCCAGAUUAUCAGGUCUCCAGGGCUCUGCGACUUGACAGCAAGAGAGGUGCAAAAUGAAUCUGGUCAGAGAUAAGCGCCCCCAGCAGGGACCUGGGGGCCUCCACGGGGCUUUUACACACCAAGGCGGAAGAUUCUCUGGCCAUCAAAGGAAAUAGCAAACUGGAGCCUUUGUCCUGGGACGCAGCCUACCUACCACAGAGCAUCAGCACUGCUGGCCAGAAAGUUCAUGGAGCCUGAUCAGGGAAACGGCUAUGGUACCUGGAUGUGUGCCUGAUUGUACAGUCAGAGCUGGGAGGUUCAACUUGAAAGGAGGAAUGAAAUGUCUCGAGGGAGGCAGGCCGCUUUGGGCUCGGCUGGGUAGGCUGUGCUGGCAUUUGCCUCUGCCCUCCCCUGAUUGAAGCCCAGAAAGAGCUUUGCUCAUCCAAGAGUCUUUGCCUGGCUCUCAAAGACGCAGGGCUGUGGCAGCCCUUAGUCCCCAUCUCCCACCGACCUGGCCGCUUCCGCGCCUCCCCAGCCUGCCCUAGUCGUGCCUCUUUGCUGAGAUGGAGACGUGAGCCUGCGGUGGACGAUGACUGCCGUGUAUGUGAAUGGAGGCGGCCUGGUGAACCCCCACUAUGCCAGGUGGGACCGGCGGGAGAGCGUGGAGAGUGGCUGUCAGACGGAGUGCAACCUGGAGGACGAGGAGGGACAGCUGCGCCGGCUGACGCCCUUCGAGAAGCUGACGCAGGACAUGUCCCAGGACGAGAAGGUGGUGAGGGAGAUCACUUUGGGGAAACGGAUCGGCUUCUACCGCAUCCGAGGGGAAAUUGGAAGUGGGAACUUUUCCCAAGUCAAGCUCGGGAUUCACUCCCUGACCAAAGAAAAGGUGGCCAUUAAGAUCCUGGACAAGACCAAGUUAGACCAGAAAACCCAAAGGCUGCUAUCACGCGAAAUCUCCAGCAUGGAAAAAUUGCACCAUCCCAACAUCAUCCGCCUUUAUGAAGUCGUGGAGACCCUCUCCAAGCUCCACCUGGUGAUGGAGUAUGCAGGGGGUGGGGAGCUCUUUGGGAAAAUCAGCACGGAAGGGAAGUUCUCAGAAUCAGAAAGCAAGCUCAUCUUCUCCCAGAUUGUGUCUGCUGUGAAGCACAUGCAUGAAAACCAAAUUAUUCACAGAGAUCUGAAAGCAGAAAAUGUGUUCUAUACCAAUAAUACCUGUGUGAAGGUGGGCGAUUUUGGAUUCAGCACAGUAAGUAAAAAAGGUGAAAUGCUGAACACUUUUUGUGGGUCUCCUCCCUACGCUGCGCCCGAACUUUUUCGAGACGAGCACUACGUCGGCGUUUAUGUGGAUAUCUGGGCCUUGGGGGUGCUUUUGUACUUCAUGGUGACGGGCACCAUGCCAUUUCGGGCGGAGACCGUGGCCAAACUGAAGAAGAGCAUCCUGGAGGGCGCGUACAGCGUGCCUGCGCACGUGUCGGAGCCCUGCCUCCGCCUCAUCCAGGGCGUCCUGCAGCCGGUCCCCGCCGACCGGUACGGGAUCGACUCCAUCAUGAACAACGAAUGGAUGCAAGGGGUGCCGUACCCCACCCCUUUGGAACCUUUCCAGCUGGAUCCCAAACACUUGUCGGAAACCAGCACCCUCAAAGAAGAGGAAAACGAGGUCAAAAGCACUUUAGAACAUUUGGGCAUUACGGAAGAGCAUAUUCGAAAUAACCAAGGGCGAGAUGCCCGAAGCUCCAUCACAGGCGUCUAUCGAAUCGUUUUGCAUAGAGUCCAGAAGAAAAAGGCCUUGGAAAGUGUCCCAGUCAUGAUACUACCAGACCCUAAAGACAGAGACCUAAAGAAAGGGUCCCGUGUCUACAGAGGCAUAAGACACACAUCUAAAUUUUGUUCAAUUUUAUAAAUUGCAUCAGACUGCUGGUAAUUAACCAAGAUCAUUGUUGCUGCUUUUAAAUUUUUUCACUGACUACUUGAGUGAAGACAUUUUUGUAAUUUUUAAAUAAAUUUAAAUUUAAGAUA